Molecule: messenger RNA, 3065 nt
Organism: Erythranthe guttata (spotted monkey flower)
Lineage: Eukaryota; Viridiplantae; Streptophyta; Magnoliopsida; Lamiales; Phrymaceae
Source: RefSeq, a predicted model, not a curated record
UUAAUGGGAAAAAUAAAAAAUUGCCAAGAGAGCGAAUUGACAUUUUUACCCCUGAACAUGUGAAUCCACGAAACCGUCGGGCACAAAUCGUAUCUCUGUCUGAAAUUCGAAAUCCCUGAAGCCGUAAAUCACUUAAAAAAACCACUAAGAACGUAAAACCCUUAAUAAAAUGUAAACACACACACACACAGACACACAAAAGGGUAAAUACAGUUUUGGGCCAAAAACUCUGUAUCUAUAUCUAUAUAUAUAUAUACACAUAUGUGUAUAUAUAUAAAAUACAAGUAGACGAAGCCUCGGUCUUGAAUUGUCGUGCAUGCAUUUUUGUUGUACCUAUAUUCUCCCCCUCUGCAUGCGCACACGCUUUUCUCUCUCUCCUCCCCUCCCCCAAUUUCUCUCUCUAAAAAUAUAGAUACACGUCCAUGAAUCACGCAUCCUCCUCAUUUUGAUUUUAUUUUUACUGAAUUUUGACUCUAGUCUGGCAUUAGCGGAUUCGCCCACCGACCGCCGCUUCGUUUUAUUUUUUUUUACUUCGAUUUCUCUAUUCUUUCUGUUCACUCUGUUUCUCAGUCCCAGAUUCAAAAUUCAAGAUUUCAAUUGCUGUAAAUCAUACAGCAGUUCGGGCAAUUGACAAUUGUUGUUUGUGAUUUAAGGUUGUUCGUAUUCGGACCAUGCGUUUCAUAGAUUCGAAAUAAGAAAUUCAAUUCAAAAUGGGUUCGAAGAAUUGCAUGAACCAGUUGUGCCGCGCAACGACGUCGUCUGAAUGGAAGAAAGGUUGGAUCUUGAAAUCGGGUGGAUUCGCUACCCUGUGUUACAACUGCGGAUCUGCAUACGAGAAUUCCGUUUUCUGUGAAACAUUCCAUUCCGAUGAAUCUGGUUGGAGGGAAUGCAGAAUUUGCGGGAAGCUUGUCCACUGUGGAUGCAUUGCUUCAAAAUAUCUACACGAAUACAUGGAUUUCGGGGGUAUCUCGUGUUCGAGCUGUUCAAAGCGUUUGGAAAUUCAUACUCCACCUUCGAUACAGAGUCGUGGUGAUAUUCCGAGCAGCGCAUUUAUCCCCAAAAGUGGUGGUAUAAGGGAUGCUCGCCCUAUAGUCAUCGAGAAGAGAAUCGAGGAAGACAGAUUCAGCACAGAGAGGCUUCUGCAGUUGACCAAAGCCAUAGCGGUCAACGAGUUCAGCCCAGAAAGCAGCAAGCGGGCCCCGAAUCCCUCCCCACAUAGCUCCUCGGUUUUCGCGAAAAUCGAUAGUAAAAGCCAGGCAAAGCCGGGUGUUAAAGAUAUGUUCGAAUCUCAUGCUCAGCCUUCUAGAAACUUCUCCUUGACCGUACCGCCUUUGACCGGUGAGAAGAUUCUUGAAGGGGGUGAAUCGAGCAAAGAUGGGGGGCCGAAAACACGUCACGUUUUCUCGAGGCCCCCCAAACCCACCCCCUUGGGGGCUGCUCCACAAGCACGUGUUGCCAGGCCCCCAGCUGAUGGCAGGGGCCGUAAUUUGUUGCUUCCUCGUUAUUGGCCUAGGAUUACGGAUCAAGAAUUGCAGCAGUUAUCUGGAGAUUUGAAGUCCACUAUUGUACCGUUAUUCGAGAAGAUUCUAAGUGCAAGUGAUGCUGGGCGAAUUGGUCGGUUGGUCCUGCCCAAAGCAUGUGCUGAAGCGUACUUUCCUUCUAUCAAUCAAUCGGAAGGUAUACCGAUAAAGAUUCAGGAUAUAAAGGGGAAAGAGUGGAUUUUUCAAUUCAGAUUUUGGCCGAAUAAUAACAGCAGAAUGUACGUUUUGGAAGGCGUAACCCCUUGCAUCCAAAAUAUGCAAUUGCAAGCUGGUGACACGGUGAUAUUCAGUCGGAUAGACCCUGGUGGUCAACUAGUCAUAGGCUGUCGGAAAACAGCAAACAAUGUCGAUGUGCAGGAUUCACAGACGUCUGCCUUACCAAAUGAUUCUGUGGCAGAAAGAGAAACACCAAUUCCCGACAAUCUUCCUUCGAAUGGGUCGAGAGCUGGCGAUGAUUCUGGUCAGCAGCAUUUGACCUUGUCUGAAAAGAGGAAGGCGAAAAACAUAAAAAACAAGAGACUUGUAAUGAACAAUAACGAAGCUAUGGACCUGAGAAUUACAUGGGACGAAGCGCAGGAAUUGUUUCGUCCGUCUCCGUCUGCUGAAAGAACUGUAUUCGUUGUCGAGGACCUCGAAAUUGAAGAAUUUGAAGAACCUCCAGUUUUUGGAAAGAGGACGAUGUUCGUUUGUGGACCUUCAGGGGAGCAAGAACAAGUGGUUCAAUGUGACAGCUGUUCGAAAUGGCGACGAUUGCCUGUGGAUGCUCUUCUCUCUGCAAAUUGGACUUGUUCCGAUAACAUCUGGGACUCGACCAGGUGUUCAUGUUCUGCUCCAGAAGAUAUAAAUUCGAGGGAUCUCGAUAUUGUUAACAAGGGUAUGAGCCAGGAUUAUAAAAAGCGAAGAAUUUCAUCUGGAGAAGGGGAGCCAUCAGGGUUAGACGCAUUGGCAAAUGCGGCAGUACUAGGAGGAGACAACAUAGGCGAUAUGGGAGGAGAAUAUUCCGUGGGGGCCACCGCCGCCGCCGCCACCACCACCAGGCAUCCACGUCACCGCCCCGGGUGCACCUGCAUUGUGUGCAUUCAGCCGCCGAGCGGAAAGGGCAAGCACGAUCCCUCGUGCAAGUGCAACGUCUGUUUGACCGUUAGGCGUCGAUUCAAAACCCUAAUGAUGCGCAAGAAGAAACGCCAAUCGGACCGUGAAGCCGAGCUCGAGCUCGCCCUAGUGAAGAUGGAAAAUGAUAACAAUAACAAAAUAGAUAAUAAUAAAGAAGAAAACGAGGGGCAAAAUGGGAAUACGGUGGAUUUAGUGGAAGAAACGAGUAGCAAGGGGCAUAAAUUGGACUUGAACUGCGAUCCUCACCGAGAAGAUGAAGUUCUUCUAGAAGCUUCCGGAAUGAGCUUGACUGCCUUGAUGAAUGCUGCUAGCUGUCCUUUAGAUGAUAUGUAUUUGGUGCCUCAAGCUGCGAAUGUUGUUGAAGAAAAUGUUGCUGACGUGGAACCGGAGAAGAUUCGGGAAGAUGGUUAG